CUUAGAGACGGUUUCGACGAUGAGAUCUAUGAGAGUGUAGUUCAAAGGCGAUAAGCGCCCGCUCUCAUCGCCACAUCUCAUCUUAUCCUCUGAGAAAUCAAAAGUCCUGGGAAACUGUAUUUGAUGUAGGAUGAAAGUCUGUCAAUGACCUUAUUGCGUUUACCACCUCGAGCUAGAACCGCAGACGAAGUGCUGGAUAGCGACCGUUACAGCACCAACACUACAACUUCUUACGAGACAAAUGAAACUCAAAGUUCCGCAACUACUCUGUGGGGGCCGGGAACUCUAUCUGGCAAAGCAAUCAAGAGUCUGGGAGAAGCCAGCCUUCGCGGGGUGGAGAAGCUCGUAGUGAGAUGGAGACUAGCAAAAAUCAAUGCGAUCUUACCUGGAUUAAAUUCCGGAAACUCAUCGCCAAAGUAUCCUGCGUCUGCCGAACAACUGGAAAAGAUAUAUGACGAUCUUUUGGAGCUGUCGCGACUUGACUUUUACGAUGAAAAAGUUCGCCAGAGGGCCCUGAGAUUAAUCAUGAUGCAGAUUGGUAGUCGAGAAGCCAGUCAACUCUUGCUUUGCGUGGUCAAAUGGCCUAAGGAGGAAAUUACCAUUUUCCUUUCUGAGAUGAUGCCCUGCAUCCCUCUUUUAUGGUAUUCGGAAACGUCAUCGGUAGUGGAAGCGGAUACGAAGGCGCGGCUGGAAUUGAUAGCAGUAUAUCGUUCAUCGCUACUACCUUCUGAAACUCAUGAGGUGCUCCCUUUCAUCAACCUAAUCUCGCGCCUUGCACAAGAACAUGAGGGUUCUUGUCGAGCAGUGAUAGAAUCUGGCUUUCUUGACAUAUUAGUCGCCGUUUGUGACCACUGCACUUUCGCUCCCGCUGUGGUGACCGCAGUCCAAGAGGCUAUCGGCAUUCUUCUAGCAUGCCAACGGAGUUGGAUUAUAGAGCGUGCUCCCCAAAGAUUAGGUUUGGUAUGGCCGAGACUCAAUCCUAGCGUGCCGUUAAGACCAACAUCUCUGAGUAUGACUCAACAAACUCCCAAUGUUCGAAAGCAGUGGUGGCGGACAACGUCGUCAAAUGAAAUCAUUGAACGACUCUCCGAGAUUGCUGCCAUUUUGAGCAUGCCGGAGCUACGGUCCAACUGUGAAAAGGAUAUGUUUGACUUGUCCUUUGAUUUGUUGGUUUUUUGCGAUCUAGAUAAUGACGGUGCCAGCUUCACUGCAAUAUCGAUGUCGUAUCUCGUUCAAAUAAUUGCAUUUGGAGGUAACAUUCGACGCACACUUGAACAUGUUCUCACUUUGCUGCCUUAUCACAUUAAAUUGGACUUCUUCUAUCGAAUAAUACAUCCUCUGUCUCGUGUACCAGUGGACCAUUUACCGACAGCGACAACAUUCUACGAAGCAAUCAAAGCCCAAAACCCAAGCUUGAAUCCUAUCGAUGUCUUCGUUCAGUUUGCAAUGGACGUUGCUGAUAGUAGUCAAGAGAGUGCGCAGGCAGUUGUAGAUGCAGAGAUUAUCUCUCUCGUUAUUGCAAAUCGCGCUAGCAUACCGAACAUACGAUAUGUGCUUCAGCGUAUACAGAACGCUGUGGGACAACACCAAGAACCAUCCGUAUGUAUAUCUGACUGCGAUCAUCUUCUCUCGGCUGAGUCGAGACUUUAGAUCACUUUACAACGACCACGAGCCGGAACGGUGUGAUUGACUAGUUUCCCCAACGGCAGACACUUUCGAGUCGGCUGAGGAUAGGAUAGGAUAGGAU
Lentinula edodes (shiitake mushroom) is the source of this 1747-nucleotide messenger RNA. RefSeq lists its product as uncharacterized. Bases 145 to 1650 code for a protein of 501 amino acids. The transcript is spliced from 5 exons. The record is from RefSeq and is a predicted model, not a curated record. Lineage: Eukaryota; Fungi; Basidiomycota; Agaricomycetes; Agaricales; Omphalotaceae.